AUGUGCCGACGGGGGGGAUUAUAAAGUUCGGAUAGGUAGAGAAACCACAACCAACUUUCGUCCUAUGUCCAUGUUUGCUUCUUCUCAUCUCCCAACUGCAACCACACCGCCAUAUACCCUCCAAGUAACAGCAACUCUCAUCAGACGCGUCGUCUGACCGCCUUAACUCCAAUUACACAGGAAAGCCGGCAUCCAUGGAUCACCCACAGGACCAGGCGCAUUACCGCUCCCUUAACGACCCUGAGAGUUUCUGGGGCCAUCAGGCUGAGCAACUAUACUGGCACAAGAAACCCUCAUCCGCCCUUCGCCGGACAACCAAAACUCUCAAGACGGGUGAUGCUCACGACCACUGGGAAUGGUUUCCGGACGGGGAGAUAUCAACAUGCUACAACUGUGUCGACCGUCACGUCCUCGCCGGCCGCGGUGAUUUUCCCGCCAUCCUCUACGACAGCCCUGUCACCAACACCAAGCAGCGCAUUACCUACAACCAACUCCUUGACGAGGUUGAGGUCUUUGCUGGCGUCCUGCGGGAGGAGGGUGUCAAGAAAGGGGAUGUCGUGCUUGUCUACAUGCCCAUGAUUCCCGCGGCUCUAAUCGGAAUCCUUGCCAUCAACCGCCUCGGUGCUAUCCAUGCCGUCGUAUUCGGAGGAUUCGCUGCUGGUGCACUCGCCCAACGCAUCGAGGCAUCGCGGCCUGUUGCCAUCCUCACGGCCUCAUGUGGCAUCGACGGCAACAAGCCACCCAUCCCGUACCGCGACUUCAUUGAGGAGGCUGUGCGCAUAUCGCCGUGGAAACCACCCAAGACUAUCAUCUGGCAGCGCGAGCAGCUCCUUUGGCGCCCUACCCGCAAGUUGGAGGGCGAGAGGAAGUGGCAGCACCUCGUCAAGAGUGCUAGAGCCCGUAAUAAGAAGGCCGAGUGUGUGCCCGUCAAAUCAACGGACCCUAUCUACAUCAUCUAUACCAGCGGCACAACCGGCCUGCCGAAAGGCGUGCUAAGAGAGGCCGGCGGCCACGCUGUUGGCUUGCACCUGUCAAUCUCCUACUUGUUUGGCAUCCAUGGGCCAGGCGAUGUGAUGGGCUGUUUCAGCGACAUUGGCUGGGUCGUCUCACACAGCUACACACUCUACGGGCCUCUCCUCACCGGUGCCGCCACGGUUCUAUACGAGGGCAAGCCCGUCGGUACCCCCGACGCAUCCGCUUUUUGGCGCCUGGUCGAGGAGUACAAAAUCAACACCAUGUUCACGGCGCCAACCGCCCUGCGUGCCAUUCGCAAGGAUGAUCCAGGAAACUUGCACUUCACGCGCAUCGGAGACCGCGGCGGGUUGAGGAGCCUCAAAGCUCUAUUCCUCGCCGGUGAAAGAUCAGAGCCGGCUAUCAUCACCAUGUAUCAGGACUUGCUCAAGAAAUACGCGGCCGAGGACGCGAACGUGAUCGACAACUGGUGGUCAUCAGAGUCCGGCUCGCCAAUCUCUGGAAUAGCCCUAGUGCCUCACGCUGGCAAGUGUCGGCGGACGGGCAUGAAAGAGAAACAGCCGCCCCUGGACAUCAAGCCUGGGAGUGCAGGCAAGGCGAUGCCCGGGUUCGACGUGAGGGUUGUCGACGACGAAGGCCACGAAAUCAAACGCGGCAAGAUGGGCAACAUCGUCUUAGCUCUCCCGCUGGCUCCUACUGCCUUCCGUACGCUCUGGGAGGACGAAGAGCGGUUCUACAAGGGAUACCUGAAGCGAUUUAGUGGUAAAUGGAUCGAUACCGGUGAUGCCGGGUGGAUCGACGAGAAGGGCUACAUCCACAUCAUGGCACGAACAGACGACAUAAUCAACGUCGCCGCCCACCGCCUCAGCACCGGCGCCCUCGAGCAGGCCAUCACCUCCCACCCGCUCGUAACCGAGGCCUGUGUCGUCGGCAUCCCCGACGCCCUCAAGGGCCAGAUGCCCUUCGCCUUUGUCGUCACCACCACCUCCCCACCACCCGGCGGCACCCCGCCAGCCGAAGGAGACGACGCCCAGCUCUUCGCCGAGAUCCAGAAGCUCGUGCGCUCGCAGGUCGGCCCCAUCGCCAGCCUGGGCGGCAUGAUCCGCGGCAAGGGCAUGAUCCCCAAGACGCGCUCGGGCAAGACCCUGCGCAGGGUGCUCCGGGAGCUGCUCGAGAAUGGCGUGCAUGGGGAGUUUGACCGCGAGGUGGCCGUGCCGUCGACUGUUGAGGAUGCGGCGGUGGUGGGGGUUGCGCGGGAGGCGGUUAGGGGGUAUUUUGGGGGGCUGGGAGGGGGUGGGAGGCAUGCGGCUGUUGAGGGGAGGGCGAAGCUUUGA
This is a messenger RNA of Chaetomium fimeti, 2306 nucleotides long. RefSeq lists its product as uncharacterized. The record is from RefSeq and is a predicted model, not a curated record. The transcript has 6 exons. Gene Ontology annotation, molecular function: propionate-CoA ligase activity. The coding region runs from base 195 to 2306 and encodes 703 amino acids. NCBI's taxonomy places the organism in Eukaryota, Fungi, Ascomycota, Sordariomycetes, Sordariales, Chaetomiaceae.